Cuscuta epithymum is the source of this 1033-nucleotide messenger RNA. The record is from the annotation of a GenBank genome assembly. NCBI's taxonomy places the organism in Eukaryota, Viridiplantae, Streptophyta, Magnoliopsida, Solanales, Convolvulaceae.
UAUCAUUCUCCUUACAUGAAGUCUUGCUCUCCCAAUAUCAGCUCCUAUUUUUAUCAUUAGUUUUAUAUGAAAUUUAACAUGGUAUCAGAGCCAAAACCUGGAUAUCCCAAUACUAGUUACUUUUGAGAUAUUUCAUUUUUUUUCUUCUUUCCUCUCAUAUUAACGUGAUGGCAAUGCCGACUCACACUCGUACCUGGAUAAUUGAUUCUGGAGCAAGUGAGCAUAUCACUUGUGAUAGUGUAAACCUUUUCAACAUUUCUACUCGUUCAUCUGAACCAGGAGUAAGAAUUCCUAAUGGGGAAUUAGUUCCAGUCACUGCCGUUGGUAGCUUGUACCUGUCUAAUGGGUUCUAUCUUCGUCGUGUUCUUUAUGUUCCGCAGUUCCAAUGCAACUUGCUCUCCGUCAGUCGCCUCACAAGUGAAUUGAAUUGCACACUCACUUUCUUCUCAGACUUCUGUAUAUUACAGGAUUUACGCUCCAGAAAAUUAAUUGGCAAGGGUGGAUUUCAUAAUGGUCUCUAUUACCUAGAAUCACCUAGGGGUGAAAGGGUGGCGAUGGGAGCUACUCUUAAUUCUGAUUUAUGGCACCGGAGGCUGGGACAUGCCUCGAAUGGAAAAUUACAACACAUUUCAUUUCUCAAAGGUUUACAACAGUGCAAUAGCUUUUGUGAUCCUUGCUUACGAGCUAAACAAACCCGGCUACCCUUCCCGAAAAGUACAAGUUAUUGUGAUGCUGACUGGGCAGGAUGCUCCUACACUCGUCGAUCUAGCACUGGAUAUUUCAUCACUCUAGGCAAUUCUCCAAUCUCUUGGAGGACGAAGAAACAGUCUGUUGUCUCACGCUCUUCCGCAGAAGCAGAAUACCGUGCCAUGGCCGUUACAGUAAGUGAAAUCUUAUGGCUACGAUGGUUACUUCGAGACCUAACCAUUCCUCAAACUGGUCCAACUUCUCUCUUCUGUGAUAAUCAAGCAGCUCGACACAUUGCACUCAACCCCGUUUUUCAUGAACGUACCAAGCACGUAGAAAUGGAUUG